Molecule: messenger RNA, 390 nt
Organism: Laccaria bicolor S238N-H82
Lineage: Eukaryota; Fungi; Basidiomycota; Agaricomycetes; Agaricales; Hydnangiaceae
Exons: 2
Coding region: 1-390 (129 amino acids)
Source: RefSeq, a predicted model, not a curated record
AUGACGAAUGGCGAGAUGUCGCCGUUCGUCGUCGUCAUCUACUUGGUGCCACGUCGCCAACAGCAACGUGGCAACCAAACGACGGACGACGAAAUCUCGUCGUCCGUCGUUUCUGUUCAUACUGACAUGGUGAGCACCGCCGUCCCUCGUUCCCAACCAACACAUCUGCUGCGACCUCACCACAUCACCACGACACACGACGCAACUACACCACGACCACGUCACUACGAUGUCCCACGACACCCCGCAACCCCCACCACUGCAAACAACAACCAGCGCUCACGAAAAAGAACGACAACCAGCACACGCCACGGUCCCAGAGCCACGAGCAAGCCACGCCACGUCGCAGUCAGCGACAUGGGUAUGGGACACGUACGGACGAAGGGAUGA